Molecule: messenger RNA, 447 nt
Organism: Aspergillus bombycis
Lineage: Eukaryota; Fungi; Ascomycota; Eurotiomycetes; Eurotiales; Aspergillaceae
Exons: 2
Coding region: 1-447 (148 amino acids)
Biological process (GO): sterol transport
Molecular function (GO): sterol binding
Source: RefSeq, a predicted model, not a curated record
AUGAAAGCAGGGCCUACAUCAAUCCUGUUCACCCUGCUUGGUCUGUCACAGGCCUUGCAGCUUACGGCUACUUCAUGGAGCAUCUGUCAGGGCCACCCUGGUAUAAAUAUUGUCGACAUCAGUCCCUGUGAUGCGGAGCCUUGUGUCCUCGCGCAAGGAGAGGAAUAUACAGUCUCCAUGUCCGGAGAAAAUGGCGAAACCGCUGUUGACAACGUCCACUUGACUAUCGAGGGAGCCCUUGGGGCGUGGGUCCCUGUUGCAGAUGUGUCAGUCUGUGGGGCGAGUCUCGCUUGUCCUGUCGAACCACUUGGUAAAUGGACUUUGGACCACACUUGGGCGAUUGACAGUUUAUUGCCUACUGGACAGGUUCUGACCAGAUGGAAAUUGGUCGAAACUAAUGGGGUUGCUGAGCUUGGGUGCGCAGAGAUCGUCGUUACUAUUGAAUAG